CCGGCAUCUGCAGUCAUUGGCGACCAGCACUGGACCCAAUACUCCAGAAGACGCCUCACCAGCAUCUUCUACAACCUCAGCGUGAAGUCCCAACACCUCUACUCACAGGUCUGAGCAAUGAAGCUGCGGAGUGCCCUGAGAACGGGAAGGGACUCGCCGGCCGGGAAUUUCGAAGCGGUCAUGCGAGGGAAGGACGUGGCCCCGAGCAGUGAGGGGCCGGGCCGGUCGCGACGCAAGCCCGGCGCCGCCGGCAAGCGGCCGUGGAAGUGCGGGGACUGCGGCAAGGGCUUCGGCUACCCCUCCCAGCUGGAGGUGCACCAGCGCAGCCACACCGGGGAGAGGCCGUUCUCCUGCGCCGAGUGCGGCCGGGCGUUCACCCAGCUGUCCAGCCUGCUGAAACACCGGCAGAUCCACACCGGGGAGCGGCCGUUCACCUGCCCGGACUGCGGGAAGGGCUUCGCCCGGCCGUUCAGCCUGGCGAAGCACCGGCGGGUCCACACCGGCGAGAAGCCGUUCCGCUGCUCGGAGUGCGGCAAGCGGUUCACCCAGUCGUCCAACCUGACCUCGCACCGGCGCGUCCACACCGGGGAGAAGCCGUUCCGCUGCCCCGAGUGCGGGAGGGGCUUCACCCAGUCCUCCUACCUGCUGAUCCACCAGCGGGUCCACUCCGGGGAGAGGCCGUACACCUGCAGCCUGUGCGGGAAGGCCUUCGCUCAGUCGUCUCACCUCGUCAGGCACCGGCAGGUCCACAGCGAGGAGAGGCCUUUCGGGUGCCCGGACUGCGGGAAGCGCUACAAGGGCUCCGGGGAGCUCCGAUGCCACCGACGAAGGCAUCACUCUGACAAGAAACCGACCAGGAAAGCUGUUUUGAUUGAAGAGUCAAGGUGACAAAAGUAGAGCCACACGUCAGCUUGGCACGGUGGCUUAGUGGUUAGCUCCACCGCCUCGCAGCGCCAGGGACCCGGGUUCAAAUCCAGCCUCGGACAGACUUUCUGUGCGGCAUGAA
Chiloscyllium plagiosum (whitespotted bambooshark) is the source of this 1006-nucleotide messenger RNA. NCBI's taxonomy places the organism in Eukaryota, Metazoa, Chordata, Chondrichthyes, Orectolobiformes, Hemiscylliidae. The record is from RefSeq and is a predicted model, not a curated record.